This is a messenger RNA of Synchiropus splendidus (mandarinfish), 8253 nucleotides long. It is a transcript of the gene nsd3, whose product is annotated as nuclear receptor binding SET domain protein 3. Gene Ontology annotation, biological process: regulation of DNA-templated transcription. Gene Ontology annotation, molecular function: histone H3K36 methyltransferase activity; protein binding. The record is from RefSeq and is a predicted model, not a curated record. Lineage: Eukaryota; Metazoa; Chordata; Actinopteri; Syngnathiformes; Callionymidae. The transcript is spliced from 25 exons. Bases 365 to 5146 code for a protein of 1593 amino acids. Gene Ontology annotation, cellular component: nucleus; chromatin.
ACGAUCCGAUUCGGGCUAAUAAUAGGAGCUUUGUUGAGCUAAAUUCAGACAAUUGCACACAGGAGGGGCGAGAAUCGAACAUAUUUGUAUCCCACUAAAAUACACUGAAGAUGAGCCUGGCUUUGGGAUUGGGUAGCGACCAGAUAGCGUAACAUCCCCCUCCUCCUCUGUGAAGAGAAUUGCGUUAAAACGAAAAGGAAAGGCCUGCGCUUUAUCAAUAUAACAGGAUAAUUUUUAUUUUAUUUUUUAUUUUCUGCACAUAGAUUAAACGAGGACUCGCAGCUGGCUGGUGUAUGUGUUUAGAAUGGGACACGCUGAAGGUCCAGUCAAAGAAAAAGACAGUUAAGGAUGCAGGAGCACAACAAUGGAUUUCUCCUUCUCUUUCAUGCAAGGGAUCAUGGGAAAUACAAUUCAACAACCCCCUCAGCUUAUUGACUCGGCCAACAUCAGACAGGAAGGUACCUGUGACACCGGUAGUGACCCGGGUGAGGAUGGUGGUCCCUCUUACGAUGCUGCAUUGGAUGCAGAAUUUUCCUACCCGCCCUCAGCGUCAGAGGACAUGCCACAUGUGUCCAAUGGAUACCCGCCGGGUUUGGGCAUGUAUGAGCCACAGGCCAAAUUCUCUCUAUACUCACAGUUUCCCAAUGGCUCUGCAAACGGGUUUGGGGCAAUACGCAGUUACACUGACCACGGCCUCAUGCCAGUGGAGGGCACGGUCCUGAGAGGCCCGGGUCUCCAGGAAAGGCCCCUUUCUCCUGUCUCACCCCCACUGCCUACACAUCAUCCCCAUCUACUCCACUCCCAUCACCAUCAUCACCCCCAUCAUCAUGCUCACCACUUCCACCCGAACCAGCCUCACAUCCAGACACAUCAACAGAGUCCCCCUCCACUCCCCCUACCCACACAGCACCACCUGUCACAGACGCCUCACAUUAUGACCCACACGCUCCCGCCACCUCCUCCUCUACACCUGCCUUCCUCCAGCCCUCCACCUUCCUUGGUGGACAGCACCCCUUCCUCUCACCCCUCUAAUGUCCUUUCAAACACAACGAGUGGAGUCCUGAAGAAAACCAGCUCGCCGGAGAUCAAGCUGAAGAUCAUCAAGACGUAUCAAAAUGGCAAAGAGCUGUUUGAGUCUGCACUCUGUGGAGACCUGCUUCAGGAACUUCAGAAGGAGUCUCGGAAAAACGAGGCCACACAGAUUCAGCGUAGACAUGAGCGGAAGAAGGAGAAGAGGAAAAAGAGUGCUCAGCUGCUGCAGGUUCAGGAUCAAAACUUGGAACAGGUCCAGACUCAAAUGUGUACAACAAGCCAGACAGAAGACACCCACGUCCAGCCCCAACUAAAAGAGACGCCUAUUGCUCGAAUAGAAAGGCCUCCGAAGACCAUUAUCAAAACUGAGCCAAAGACACCGAAGGUUCCGAAAGUUCAUCAUCCUUCAGUGAUCCAAGAGACAGGCUUCUGUAAGGAGUUUGUGAUCGGCGAUCUGGUGUGGUCCAAAGUGGGCACUUACCCAUGGUGGCCUUGCAUGGUCUCUUCUGACCCACAGAUGAAGGUCCACACUCGAAUCAACACCAGAGGUCACAGGGAAUAUCAUGUACAGUUUUUCGGCAGCGUUGCAGAACGAGCAUGGAUCCAUGAAAAGAGGAUUGUCAUGUACCAGGGGAAGCAGCAGUUUGAUGACCUGCAGGCGGAAACACUGCGUAAGGCCACCAACCCAGUGGAGAAACAGAAGCUUCUAAAACCGAUACCUCAAAGGGAGAGGUCUCAGUGGGAAGUGGGCGUCGGACACGCCGAAGACGCCUUCUUAAUGACACGGCAGGAGAGAAUCGACAACUACACCUUCAUUUACGUCGACCCCGCUCCGAACGAAGCACCGGUGGGCAAAAAGAACAAUGUGCGGCCUGAGAAGCGAAAUCGCCGCUCGAGCGGUUCGACCACUAAGAAGGAAGACGGAGGGGUGAAGUCUCCAGAGAGAGAGCAGCAUCCACCGCGCAGACAGCUCCCACGUAGACAGUGUAGUAUUUCAAAUACAGAAGACAACUCCCAGCCACCAAAUGAUGAGAAGACUCUGAAGGGGGACCAGAGUGAAGGCAGCUCCCCAGAACACAAAGAGGAAGCUGAAGCACAACAGGAUUCUCCACCGCCUGUCAGGGCGUGGAAAACUGCUGCAGCCAGGAAACUGCUGCCUCUUUCCAUUACAAUGAAAAGACUGAAUGUGGAGAUCACCAAGUGUGAUUGGCCCCUGCUGCAAAAGAAAGCGUCCCCUCCUGUAAAGAAAGAAGAGGAGAGGGUGGAGGAAAAGGAGACUCGGCAGCCCGACCUGGGCUACUGCUCCCCAGAGGACAGCACAGCAAAGCCUGAGCCCAGUCCAGAAGUGGAGGAAGACAUAGAUGAUGUGGAUGAAGAGAUGGAGGACAGAAGAGAAUCUCCUGCAAGUCAAAGGAGUGAGGAUGGAGGGGUGCAGCCCGUGUCCUCACCAGGGUCUCCCCACAGCAGUCCCCAUGGGUCUCAGGAAAGAAAGCUUCAGCGGCGGUCAGUGAGGAGCAGGUCUGAGUCUGAGAGGGGUUCUGACCCAGUCCCUAAAAAGAAAACCAAAAAAGAGCAGACUGAAAUGGCUCCUGAGACCACACUGAAGACUGGUUCUCAGAAAGGAGCCAGUGAGAUCUCAGAUGCCUGUAAGCCCUUGAAGAAACGGAGCAGAGCGUCGACGGAUGUGGAAAUGACUUCUUCACAGUACAGAGACACGUCUGAUUCUGACUCAAGAGGCCUCAACGAUCCCCAGGGUUUAUUUGGAAAGAGUCUGGACAGUCCUGCUGCUGCAGAUGCAGAUGCCUCUGAUACUCAGAGUGUGGACUCUGGUUUGUCACGUCAAGACAGUAGCACUGGAAAGAGAGACACUGUCUGUCAGAUCUGUGAGGUGUAUGGCGAAAGUUUGGUAGUGUGUGAAGGCGAUUGCAACAGGCAAUUUCACCUGGACUGUUUGGGGCUGACGUCUCUAACUGACGGCAGGUUCACUUGUCUGGAGUGUAGAAAUGGCACUCACCAGUGUUUUAGCUGUAAGACAGCAGGUCGGGAAGUGACACGAUGCUCAGUAUCGGGCUGCGGUUGUUACUACCACGAAGAUUGUGUCCGCAAACUCCCAGGUACCACCAGCAGUUCCAGUGGCGGAUUUUGCUGUCCCCAACAUAGCUGCGUCACCUGCUGCCUGGAGAAGGACUUGCUGCGAGCCGGUAAAGGUCGAAUCAUGCGCUGCAUCCGCUGCCCGGUGGCGUAUCACACAGGCGACAGCUGCGUUGCUGCGGGCAGCAUGGUCCUCACUCAUCACAUCAUGAUCUGCAGCAGCCACGGCAGCACCAAGAAGAACGGCCUCCUCACCUCCCCUGUCAAUGUGGGCUGGUGCUUUCUAUGUGCCAGAGGGCUGUUAGUGCAAGACCUUACUGACACCAUAUUAAGUUCAUAUGCCUAUAAGUCCCACUACCUUCUGACUGAGUCAAAUCGUGCUGAGUUGAAAUUACCUAUGAUUCCCUCUCCUUCGUCAGCUACCAAAAAGAAUGUUGGGAAAGGAGGCAAGUUGCUGUGCUGCGACUCAUGUCCAGCUUCCUUCCACCCGGAGUGUCUGGAGAUGGAGAUGCCAGAGGGGCCGUGGUCCUGCAGUGACUGCAGGGCUGGAAAGAAACCCCACUACAAACAAAUUGUCUGGGUCAAACUGGGCAACUACAGGUGGUGGCCAGCAGAGAUCUGCAAUCCUCGCUUGGUACCGUCCAACAUUCAGAGCCUCCGCCAUGACAUUGGCGACUUCCCAGUCUUCUUUUUCGGUUCGCAUGACUACUACUGGAUCAACCAGGGUCGUGUCUUCCCUUAUGUUGAGAACGACAAGAACUUUGUAACUGGUCAGAUCAACAUGAACAAAACCUUCAAGAAAGCCCUUGAAGAAGCAGCACGGCGGUUUCAGGAGCUAAAGGCUCAGAGGGAGAGCAGAGAAGCUUUGGAACAGGAGCGUAACUCUCGCAAACCUCCACCGUACAAAGUUAUUAAGGCCAACAAACCAGUUGGGAAAGUGCAGAUGCACGUUGCAGACCUGUCAGAAAUCCCAAGAUGCAACUGUCGAUCAACAGAUGAGCAUCCCUGCAGCCUCGACUCACAGUGUCUGAACCGCAUGCUGCAGUAUGAGUGCCAUCCACAGGUUUGUCCCGCUGGGGAGAGCUGCCAGAAUCAGUGUUUUACUAAAAGGCUGUAUGCAGAGACAGAAGUGAUCAAGACAGAUGGGCGUGGCUGGGGUCUUCAGACCAACCAGGCCCUGAGGAAGGGCGACUUUGUGAUGGAGUAUGUUGGAGAGGUGAUCGACACGGAGGAGUGCCAGCAGAGAAUCAAACACGCUCAUGAAAAUCACGUGGCCAACUUUUACAUGCUGACCCUCACCAAGGAUCGUGUGAUUGAUGCUGGUCCAAAAGGAAACUCUGCACGCUUUAUGAACCACAGUUGCAGUCCCAACUGUGAGACUCAGAAGUGGACAGUUAAUGGAGACGUUCACAUCGGACUCUUCACACUCUGUGACAUCGAGGCUGGGACAGAGCUGACCUUCAACUAUAACCUUCACUGUGUGGGAAACAGAAGAACUUCCUGUCACUGUGGGGCAGAAAACUGCUCUGGUUUCCUCGGGGUGCAGCCUACGAGCGCUGUGGUGAUGGAGAAGGAGGAGAAGGCCAAAAAUGCCAAGCUGAAGCCAAAGAAGCGGAAGCUGCGGCCGGAGGGCAAACACACCCACGAGUAUUUCUGUUUCUGUUGUGGCGAGGGAGGAGAGCUGGUCAUGUGCGAUAGGAAGGACUGUCCGAAAGCUUACCAUCUGCUGUGUCUCAAUCUUACCAAGCCGCCAUAUGGGCGAUGGGAAUGUCCGUGGCACGACUGCAGUGUUUGCGGUGCUCAGGCUUUGUCUUUCUGUGAAUUCUGCCCUUCCUCGUUCUGCUCGGACCACGAGAAGGGCAUGCUCACUGCCUCUUCGCUGGAGGGCCGACCCUGCUGCUCCAGUCACAACCCUCUCAGUCCGCUGAGCUCCAACUCCAACUCCAGCUCCACUGGUCCCGUCAGGGUCAAGGAGGAACCCGAGAGUGAUGCCGCAGCUCCUUCAAUACCUCAUUCGCUCUAAGUGCACUCCUGUCAGCCCACUCCCAGGGUGGCUUCACUCCUCGGUGCACUAGGAAACGGAAUACACGUGUUUCAUUGGAUAAUUGGAGUCACUUGCAGGGGAGCAGACGUGACGGUUCCCCUCCACUGUUGCCAUAAACACCACCAACACUCUGCAGCUACGUCAUUUCUACAGCUGUGGAAGUUGAACUUCAGAUGUUUUCACGUCGGCACUACGACUAGGACGGAGGAGGAAGCACCUCCAGUCGUAUUUCCUCUGUAGGUUUACCUGCUGUACGCCGUGAUGACACCUUCCACACUCACGCCUCUCCACGUGUGAUGUGACCCGACGUCCUGUUUCUCUUUCUGGAGGAAGACAGUUAUUUGUGCAAUUUAUUUUGUUUUUCAGGACCACACUACAUUCCAACCUUCCUUAGACAUGUUUUUUGAUAUACUUCUGGAUGAAUAUAGUUCUAUUGGUAUCUAUGUUUGUUAAUGUUUACAGACAGAUUCUCACUUCAUCCCGGUGAGUGGUGUAUUAUGUUUGUUUGUUUAGGUGUUGAGCAUAAUGCAGACCUCCUUGUGAGCAUAGUCCUUUUAAGGUGAAAUACUGUAUAAUGGUAUAUAGUGUAAUGGUAUGACAUUACAGAAGUACUUGUGAUUUUCAUAUUGCCAGUCUCACUCGCCAUCUUUGUAUAUAGUCGACUCAUAUUGUAAAGUACUUACAGACCUGGAGGGACGUCACCUCUCUGCUUGUUCCUGAAGGAAGGAAGCGCUUUUGUAAAAUGACACCUUUUUAAUUUUCUUAUUCGAUAAGGAAGUCAUUUCUUUCUAGAUGUUACUGUCACGUGAAUUUUAAAAGGACGACCUCCAAGUAUUGUUAAUCAGCCUUAAGGGAACACCGUUGUUUGAUUCUUGGGUGCAGACUGCUGACCGGACGCACACCAUUUCUGUAAACGUACUGUCACCUCGGACGCUUUCUGAUUUUGUUUUGCCAAACUUUUCUAUGAAGCACUUUCACACGCCUUGUCGCUGUUUAGCUCGAUCACAGAAAUAUCUCUAAAAAACGACAAGUGUUUCAAAGACGAUACCUCUUCUUUCCUCAUAGUUAAUGUCGGAAUCUAAACUGUUUUUCCUUUUAGUUUGUUUUUUUUUAAACUGAGGAAAUUGACCUGAAUGCUGUUUUUGUUUUUCACAAGAAGGAAUAGGUGAGAGCCCUCUGUGUAAUCAGACGUCUGACUGAGGCGGGAACAUCGACGCUGGACUUUGUUUAUACAGUAUAUCGUAUGAAGAAAACUUCAAGUGUCAGUCCAGCAUAAUGUAGAACUCCUGUACAGUGUUUUUAAUGGCUCAUCACUCGAUUCUUUUGUAUUUAUUGCACCACAAUUUUAUACUUUAUCAAACACCAGUGCAGUAACGUGUCUCCCACUCCACCAGUGAUACAUUUUGGGGAAAAAAAGAACAGGGAGUGUCAACAUCAUAUAUCUGUAUGUAAUCUGUAGAGAUCUAUAUCUCUGUCUUUCUACAUCCGUGUGAUGAGUCCACCUUUAGUUGACAGCUGCCACUCUUUGUAUUGUGACUCACUGUAGUUGCUGUUGAAAACAGUGUGAAUCUUUUUGGGAAGUUACACCUCUGAGCAGUUUGGUGCUGUUUUAAGUCAUAAUCCUGGGAUUGAAUUCAAUUGAUUUUAAGUUCCUUCAAGCUUCCUUCGAUUACUCCAGUGUCUUACGUGAAGCGAAACAAAGUCAGUUGUUUACAGUUUGUUUGGUUUCGCUCACUUUCUGUUGCCAAAUAUUUCAGUCGCCAACAAAAAAGGGUCACUUUAAUUCUCAUUUUCAUCCAGUAAUGAAAUGCACUUUGCGUGUGGGAUCUCAUAGUCGUCACUCGCCGUUGGUUCAAAAUCGUGUUUGCCUUUGUGAUUGUUUUUCCAUCGUUCGAUGCAUUUUCUGUUCGGUGCUCCCAAACGGCUCCUGGUUUUGUUUUGCUAACUCAGUAUGCUGGGGAGCUGGAGGAACGCAAAGGCUAGGCUUAUUUUACACAAAUUGUUCCCACUGCCACCUUUUUGAUGAGCCCCUUUCAAACUUUGCACCUAAAUUUGCCAAACGUUUUCAGUCAUAACAGGAAGUGGUCCACCUCAACACUUAUUAACUUUGGGGCAAUUUGUUUUCAAAACAGUUGGCUGUCUUAACUUGAAUUUCCUUUUAUUUAUUGAGUUUGUACACAAGGUUCAUAAUGUGUGUUCGUCGAACUGCCGGUGUCUUUGUGCGAUUGGUUUUGUUGCAUGUUUCUGUUAACGGCAUUGUUGACCUUGAAGCUUUUUUUCUUGUUUCUGUUUGACAUUCCGAAGAUGUCCUUGUUCAUCUGAAGUGCAUGCCUCCAUUACCAGCCUCCACUACAGAGUCCUUAGAAGCUCAAGUUUGAAUGCCAAUGCUGUGCUUUUGAUUUAACAUCAGAGUGAGACUGAAAGCCCUGUUAGGUAAAUUCCAUGUCUGCAGAAUGCCAUGUUUCAAUUCCCUCACAGUUGGUUGAGCAGUAUUAAAACAUUUUUCCCCCCACAUCUCAUAUAUCCACCUGUCGAUUUUUUUUUUUUUUAAGUGGCCAUUAGACAUUUCUCAUCUGAUUGUCCGCGGACUCUAUAAACGCUUAAAUAAAUUCGAAUUAUUGUUCACUGUGACCUUUUUUUGUGCAAUGUUGCUGAUAAACAUUUCUUCAAAGUCGAAAAUGGUGUUUGACCGACUAUUUUCACUGUCAUUAGCACUCGUAGUUAAUGGAGUAACUCUCACUGGGGUCAUAUCUAUCUCUUGGUGUUGCUUCAAUUUAAGAACGUGGAUGAACACAAAAGGUCCAUGUUGAGUACUGUUCGACAUGUGUUUCUACAUAUUGUUGAAAACCCUGUAAAUAGUUUGCAUUGAACUUGCAUAGGAUCAUGUUACUGUGGCGUGCUCAGUUUUGCCUGUACAAUUCUGCUUCUAAAUGUGUGUGACUGUUCAGACGACACUCUUUUUGUACAUGACUGUCUUUUUAUUUGAGAAUAUUGAUUAUGUCCUUUUUCAUUGGAAAGUUGCGUUUGAAGAGUUCAGACAUGCCUGAAGUUUGACUUUAAUAAAGCUGUACUCUGUCUCAGUGAAA